AUGGCAAGCAACGUAACAAACAACGAUACAUCCAAAGUCCACGGUGGAACAAACAACGAACCAUCCAAAGUUCACGGUAACACUACCUACUAUACAGGAGCCACCAAAGAACAACUCGGAAAUUUAACUGGUAACGAGCAAUUGCAAGCUGAAGGCAAAUUAGCAAAAGCUGAAGGUCAAUCUGAAGUUAACGCAGCGAAACUUCGUAACCAAACUCAAGGAGUGAAAGAUAACAUCACAGGAACAGUUAAAGACACUACUGGUAGCUUAGUCGGUAAUGAAAGAUUGCAAGCAGAAGGCAAAACAGAAAAGGCAGCUGGUCAUGCGCAGCAAAAUGCUAAUCGAUACUAG
This is a messenger RNA of Ambispora gerdemannii, 351 nucleotides long. The record is from the annotation of a GenBank genome assembly. NCBI's taxonomy places the organism in Eukaryota, Fungi, Glomeromycota, Glomeromycetes, Archaeosporales, Ambisporaceae.